CCCAUGUGGCGCCGUCGUCAGGGAAACGCGGCGCCGGAAAGCAGAACUACAACUCCCGUCCAUCCUUGCGCUCCGGUCCACAAGAUGGUGGCGCGCAAGAAGAAAGCCGGAGCGUGCGGCCAUGAGGGGAGUAUACCGAGCCCACCGGGUUAUUCAGCUAUUCCAGUCAAGUUCUCAGAAAAGCAGCAGGCUUCGCAUUACCUCUAUGUGAGACAGCACAGAGUUCGCCAAGACGCCCAGUCCACGUGGCCUCCCAAUAGGACCCUUUUUGUCCUCAAUGUGCCCCCGUACUGUACAGAGGAGUGCCUGUCUCGACUCCUGUCCUCCUGUGGCACCAUCAAGACAGUCGAGUUGCAGGAAAAGCCUGACCUUGCUGAGAGCCCUAAGGAGCCAAAGUCGAAGUUUUUUCACCCCAAGACCAUCCUGGGCUUUCGGGUAGCUUAUGUGGUAUUCCAGAAGCCAAGUGGAGUGUCGGCUGCCUUGAAUCUGAAGGGUCCAUUGCUGGUUUCUACGGAGAGCCAUCCUGUGAAGAGCGGGAUUCAUAAGUGGAUCAGUGACUAUGAAGAUUCAGUGUUCGACCCUGAGGCCCUGAGAAUGGAAGUAGACGCAUUCAUGGAGGCCUAUGACAGGAAGAUAGCUGAGGAGGAGACCAAGGCCAAGGAGGAGGAAGGUGUUCCUGAUGAGGAGGGCUGGGUGAAGGUGACCCGCAGGGGCCGCAGGCCUGUGCUCCCUCGAACAGAAGCGGCCAGCCUGCGUGUUCUGGAGAGGGAGAAGAGGAAGCGUGCCCGCAAGGAGCUGCUCAACUUCUAUGCCUGGCAGCACCGAGAGACCAAGAUGGAACAUCUAGCACAGCUGCGCAAGAAGUUUGAGGAGGACAAGCAGAGGAUUGAACUAAUGCGUGCCCAACGCAAAUUCCGGCCCUACUGAGCUGUUUUGUCUCUGGAGAGCAGGCUUUGAGAACACAACUACCAGCAGGACUUCUCCCUAGGGACUGUGCUUUGGGAAGCAGAUUGCAGGCCAAGGAACUGCCUCUGUGUCCCCAGCUCUGUCCCUGUACCCACAGGCUGAGAUGCAGGCCAUAGCAGGACGUGGCCUUCAGAGAGCUGGCCCUUCCUCCUCCAGCCUGUAAAGACACACCUGGGAAAGCUGACUGAGCAUCUGCUCCCACACUUUGCCCUCUAUAAAGCCCCUCCCCGAAACAGAGCCAUUUGGAAUGCAGUGAAGAUGGGAGAGGAUUUAUUGCCACACUGAGUGGUACCAGGACCAGCUCCAGGGACCCCUCCCCAGUCCUGGCCGUGAUUGUCACCAGCUCACCUGUCCCCUUCUUGAAGUCAGAUAUUAAAGAUCAGAAACAUUUACCCCUGCCCCAAGCUCUGACACAGGAUUCUCUGCUGCCUCUCUUGGUCUUCGAGCCCAGUGAGACCCACCCACCUUUGUGUGGGCUGAGGGGGCUGGAGAGAAAGUGUGACCAAGCUCCAAGGCCAGAGCUACAGCAUCAAAGCUGUCCUGGGUUGGCUCUGGAGGAAGGAGCUGACAAGUCCAGCCACAAGGUGGUGGUCAUUCAUGUGGAUGUAGUGAUUGCCUGGGACUUCCACAUACUGGAACCGCUGUUGAAAGGGGCAGGAGAUGAGAUGCUGCCCAUUCAGCAGACUCUCCCAUAGAUGACUGCCUCCAAGUGGGUCAGGGACAACCUCUGUUCCCAGCAGCCUGGGGACAUGGAGGCCCUUCCAGGAAUGUAGGCAUCUGAGCUGUGACUACAGUGCUGAACAGAGGAGUCACAGUCAGGGUCUCUGGCAGUUUUGAUGGAGAUGAAGCAUUGUCAUCGCCAUGAAAGCCAGGGUUCAGGACAGCUCCCACUGCAGAAGGCCCUGAAUAGGUGACCCCCUUCCUGGUAGCAUGCCCGGGCUGUGUGCAAAGGACACAGGCCCAGGUGAUUUAAGUGGAUGAUGACUACACACACCUCUAAUUCCAGGACUGGCCUCCCCUUCCCCAUGGCCAUCACACUUGCUAAUGUGCUGGUUCCAGGAUGAGUGAAGGCAAGUGCAGGGCUGCCUGUAAGAGGUGGGCCCCACAGAAGGCCUGGCAGGGGUCAGGUGAUGACAAUAAAACUGAGGAUCUGCCAACCAAA
Messenger RNA from Phodopus roborovskii (desert hamster), 2128 nucleotides. RefSeq names its product ribosomal RNA-processing protein 7 homolog A. The record is from RefSeq and is a predicted model, not a curated record. Bases 4 to 927 code for a protein of 307 amino acids. Gene Ontology annotation, biological process: rRNA processing; ribosomal small subunit assembly. Gene Ontology annotation, molecular function: nucleic acid binding. The transcript has 7 exons. Gene Ontology annotation, cellular component: CURI complex; UTP-C complex. Lineage: Eukaryota; Metazoa; Chordata; Mammalia; Rodentia; Cricetidae.